AUGCCACAGUUAGCAACACACAAUUUCAUUCAAUUGUCCAAUAACCCCAACUCAGAAUCAAAUUUACCAUCUCCCAAUCCUAUAAUUCAAUUGGGAAUGGAUUCUAAUAAUAAUACAAAUAAUGAAAGCAAUAAUGCUUUUAUACAGGAGAACAUACGUCAAAAGAGACAUAGUUCCAACUCAUACUCGAAUGCAAAAAACAACCCCGCUGUCAAGAGACGAAUAGCAAAACCUGAAGAAGUAUCUUUGAAAUAUAUAGACAAUAUGGAAUAUGGGACCGCAACAACGGGCAACAAUAGCAUAAUAUGUCAACAACAAACUCCAUCAAAGGGAACUUUAUCAAGGAGACCUAGUCUAAUUAAGAAACAAAUGAACUCAACACCACAACCAAUGUCAUAUGUAGUUUCAGAAGUUCCUGCAUCUCCCUUUUAUUUACCUGCAAAUUCAUUCUCAAAUAAUUAUGAAAGAUCGCCUGCACUACUGACCAAUAAUAAUAACAUUAACAUUAACAAUAAUAAUAAUAGUAAUAAUAAUCUGAGGUUUAAUAGCAUGAAUGCAUCUUCAAUACCGAGAGAAAACAAUGAUGUUCCAGCUAUUGAACAGUUAACUUUACCUCAGCCAAUGUCAAGAACCAUGAAUUAUUCCACAGAGAUUCCAAUAAAUUCCAAUUCGAAUAAUAUUGACGAUCAGAGUGCCAUCAUUCCAAAUAAUGAGCAUAAAAAUGGUGAAAAUCAAGAAAGUGAAAAUUACAAAAACACCAAUAACAAUAACGAACAAGAUACCAACAAUAAUAUUAAUAACACCAAUAGGGACAGGAACAAUAAUAAUAACAAUAAUAAUAAUAACAAUAAUUCAUCAUCGUCAACAUCUUCAUCUUCCAAAAAGACAGGUGAGGCUUUAGUUAGAAAAUUGCAGGAUAUUUAUAAAGUUAUUGUUAAACAAGAAAUUGAACUUCAAGAACGUUGUUCACAAUUAACGACUUCUCAAACUACAGAUUUGAAAAAUUUAUGGACAAUCUAUAAAGUGAAUAUUGAUUUGAUAAACAAUUAUGUCACUUUUAUCACUACUGCAUUAUUAUCUUCACAAUCUCAACAAGACUUACAUAUUGGUGAAGAAAUUAUAGAAAUUUAUAGAAUUGAAAGAAGGUUAUGGGUUUAUGGUACUAUUACAUUUUUGGAUGUAUUGAAAAAUUUCUCGAAUUUUAUGGAUCCUGAAGUUUGUUGUCAAUUCAUAACUCAUGUCUUCAUUUCAUUAUCAACCAUGUUAGCUGAUAUCCCUACAAAAUAUUCCAUUCCUUGGUUACAACGUCUUGGAGAUUUAUCAAGAAUGGCGAUUGCAUUAUACCCAUCGGGGUUCAUAGAUUGGAAAUUGAGUGCAGAGGAAUGGUAUAUGGAAGCCAUGAAAUUUACUUAUAACCAUGGGAAAUUAUAUUAUCACAUGUCUACCGUACAACAAAAUACUUUAGAAGCUUUUGUCAAUUUAGGAAAAAGUGUAUUUUGUCAAGAAACUUUUACUCCAUCUCAACAAUAUAUGCAAUUAGUCAUUGACAACAUCUAUCAACGUGCAUUUGUGGAGAGAAAUAAUGGUAAUAAUAGGAAUUUACAAUUAAUUGAAUAUUUAAAACACAGUGAAGUUAUGUUACUCCCCACUUUUUUGGAAAAUUCAGAAUUACAACAAGUGGUAUUAUUAUAUUUUCAAGAAAAAUUUGGGAUUCUAGAAGUAACAAUACCAAGUACAUCCGAAACAAUUAGCAUUAACACAAUGAAUAAUAAUACCCGAACAAUAGAUAUGUUUAGAUCAAGAGAUAUGUUUAUUCAAAACCCUGAGCAAUUAAAAUAUUUUUUCAGACAUGCACCUGCAUUUGCAGAAUCUCAUAUCUUACAAUUAGUAGGAUUUGGUGAUCCGAAAAAUCCAUUUGCACUAUUAUUUGAAUUACCUAAAUAUUUGAAAGAGAGAAAGGAUAAAAAGGAGAAAAAGAAAUCUAAAUCAAAUAGCAACAGCAACAACAAUAAUAACGCUAGUACUGCUGGAGAUGGAUCUAUGAUGUCGAUAGAUAAUUCAGAAAUGGGUGAAGAUGACAUUAAUAAUUUGUUUAGUGAUAAUGUAAUGAAUCAAGUCACCAGUGAAGAAUUCUUUCAAAACAUUGAACAAUUAAGAUUUGAUUAUUUUAUUCCGAAUUCCCUUGAGAUAUGGAUGGCAUCAUUAAAUCAUAUCAAUCUAAUCUCUCUGAAAUGUAGCAUGAUUGUAUUAAAGAAAUUCUUACAUGGUCCAUUAUUAAUUGCAUUACCUCAUUUAUUACCAUGGUGUUAUUUCAUAAUAUCCAUUUUGUUAAAGAGAGAAGGUUUAACUCAUGAAGAUAGUAAAAUAUUUUGGAUUGGAAUAUUAAAGACGAUUUUCCCCUGGAAUGAUAUUAUUAAUUUCCUUAAUGUGUUACUAAGAUACACAUUAGAUAAUAUUGGGUUACCUACACCUUCUGCGGUGAAUGAUACAAAGCAAAAGGAUAUGAAUGUUUUCAUAUUGGAUCUUUGUAAUAAAUAUUCCACGAUGGGAUUUGCAGACCUUUUACAACAUUUCAAUGAAAAUGAAGAUUUACCUGAGGUUUGGAAAUGUUGGGGUACAUUAUGGUUUGAUACUAUUAGUAAUAAGAAUGGUAUGGAUGCUGAUAGUUUUGAAAAUUUAGGUAUUAAAGAUCAUAUGUUUUUAGAUUUCCCCAUUGAUGGUAUUGGAUAUGUUCUUGAAGAUGAAACGGGAGAAAAUUUUUGGAAGAGAACGUUAAGAAUAAUUUUCUUAUUUAAGGGAAUUGCUGAAAAUUUUGAUUCAUUAGGUUUAAAAGUCAGUUAUAAUGCGGGGACAGAAUAUCGAAAUAAUAAUGUCCCCAUGGAUAAUAUCUUGAAGAUGUUUUCAUUUAAAUGGGCUGGUUCCAAUGCUGAUUAUGUGGAUGCGAAUUUAGGUGAUGAAUUGGAAAUUUACACGAAUACAAUAAUUAAUAGAAUUACUGAAUUUGUGGAUAUCAAGGAACCCAUUCAUGAGACGAAUUUAAAUUUUGAAAUACCACCAUUAAAGAGUAUGAUUGCAAAUGAAGAUAUUUUUGAUUAUACGGGAUACAAGAAAUUAGAACCUAAUAGUCGAUCAUUUGAUAAGAAUGGUGAAUUCAGUAGUGGAUCCAUCUAUACUGCAUGGCCAAUGGAUUACGAUCAAUUAAUCUUGGCCCAAAACAACAACAACAAUACGAACGCUACUGAUGAGAUGACUGAUCUUUUCACAGGAACAUUAAGCAUUGAUGAAUUAUCAUUCCGCCAAUUGAAGAGACCUGAAUUCAGAGAUAAAUCCACAUUAUUAUCAUCAACAUCCACUGAACCAUUCAAUAGAUACAAGACUUAUUUUGUAUUUGAUGCUACAUCAUGGUUAAGACAUUUCGCACAUAUUUACAAAUUAGCAUCCAAUCAUGUGUUAAAAUUUGCUGUUUGUCUGACUACAUUCCAAGAAUUAAGAUUCUUAAGGAAAUCUAAGGAUGCGAAUGUAGUAGAAGCCUCCACGAGGGCUAUAAUCACGAUGAGACAAUUAUACAGUGAUGGGAAUUUGUUACCAUUAAGAUUUACGGGGAAUGUAGCAACGGACAUUGAAGAACACUUGGAGUUUGAAGAACAGAUCACUUGGCGGUCGCAUGUGGAUGAGUUUGUCAUCGAGGCAGUGAUGAAGGCGCAGGAGAAGUUCGUCAAGAGCAAGACGGUGGAGAACAUGGAAGGUACCAGCAACUGGGGGGAGAUAGAUGCCACCACAACGACAGUAUCUGCGGAAGAGGAAGAGAAGAGCAACCUGUUCAAAUACGUGGUGCUGAUCACGGACGACGACAGCAUGCGAAUGAAGGCGCAAUUGAAGGGGAUAUCCACGUUUGGGACACAAGUUGUGUUUUCCGUGUGUUCGAUGAUGGGGAUCGAUGAAGGAGUUUGUACCAACUAA
Molecule: messenger RNA, 3960 nt
Organism: Naumovozyma castellii
Lineage: Eukaryota; Fungi; Ascomycota; Saccharomycetes; Saccharomycetales; Saccharomycetaceae
Gene: ESL2
Product: Esl2p
Exons: 1
Coding region: 1-3960 (1319 amino acids)
Source: RefSeq, a predicted model, not a curated record